Molecule: messenger RNA, 1384 nt
Organism: Caenorhabditis sp. 36 PRJEB53466
Lineage: Eukaryota; Metazoa; Nematoda; Chromadorea; Rhabditida; Rhabditidae
Source: the annotation of a GenBank genome assembly
AUGAGCCCAGCUGAACUGUGAGAGAGUAACCUUCUGAAUCGUAAAUUCAACUCAAUUUCGUUCAGAUUCGAAAUAUCUUUGUGUUCUACAAAGGCAGCUGAAUGUGUGAAGGGAGCGAAAAUAAGAGCGUCGAAGCACGAAAUAACAAUGACAACAGCGAAUCAGCUGAUUUCGGUUUUCUUUGGGGACGGACGAGUCUCUUUUUGGUGGGAUUUCAGUACAUUUCUAAGUGCAACCGAGAUGAACCAGAAGCGGACAAUUGGAGGACAUCUCUUCGAGCACUGGUACAGUCACUUCCUCUUCUCUUCCUGCUUUUCAUUUGUUCCUUUUUCAGUACCAGAUUCUGGCAGAAUGUGGUAGAAAUCGACGAAUUCUAUUGUCGAUAUGAAGACGAGUCAGAAGGCAUUGCAAUUGUUUCUCACCACCUUCACAGUAUUUUCCCCGGGCCGAUCAUACUAUCAAUCCAUCCUUCCGCUAUAAAAAAUCUUCAAAAGUUUUUUAGUUAUCCACACUUCGAAACGAUUUCAAGUCUGGAGUUGACUGAGCCAAGAGACCACACUAUUUCGGCAUCAGUCAUGGAAAAGUUAUUCGACAAAAUCACAGUUGUGCACACUCUGAAAGUGCUAGCAGAAACUGACGAAGAGUACCAACUCAAGCAGGUAACAUAACAUCAGUUGGUAGUAAUAUUCGAGAGAUUCAGGUGCAAUAUGUGGAGUAUCUGGAACUAAGAAAUGCAAAAUGGAUGACCAGGGAUCAUCUCCUUCAGCUGAAGUGCCGAGUCGUUGAAAUAAAAGAGCACCGUUUCACUCUUGCUGAUCUCGAGGCGUUUGCUGAAUACUGGCUCUCGAGAAGGGGCGACUUCUUCGAAAGAGCUUAUUUUCAGUGGAAAAUUGAUGGAGAGCUGAAGUUCGAUAGACUGAAGACAAUCAAAUUCGAUAACUCGAAGCGGGGUCGAUACUUUCACUAUAGUCGGAAGGACGCGCUCCCGGAAAAAGUGGACUGCAUUGACGGACUGGACCUGGAGAGGGCCGACGGAAUGCUCGCUUCCAUUGUCUAUAGACAUUCUGUAUCGAAUCCGGCGAUUUACUUCUGUGUCUGGAACGAGAGAUUCCCGGAAACGCCACAACGUGAGGUGCUGCAGCGGCGACUGAACAGACAUUACAAGCAUUUGGAGAAGAUCAACAAACGGUAUCCGGACACCACUUCCCUCGAACGACUGCUCUCUAAUCGCACUUUGACCAUCGACGAGUUCUUGGACACAUUCAAGAUCCUUAGAAACUGGUACUUGGAGCCGGAACAAGCGGGUCGCUCAACCGGAAGGGAACGGAGGAGGUCUGUGUUCGAGCACAUGCACACCGAAAUCAGCGUCUAUUUGGACGCCUAA